Messenger RNA from Spea bombifrons (plains spadefoot toad), 2182 nucleotides. RefSeq names its product zinc finger protein 883-like. The transcript is spliced from 4 exons. Gene Ontology annotation, biological process: regulation of transcription by RNA polymerase II. The record is from RefSeq and is a predicted model, not a curated record. NCBI's taxonomy places the organism in Eukaryota, Metazoa, Chordata, Amphibia, Anura, Pelobatidae. Bases 1 to 2100 code for a protein of 699 amino acids. Gene Ontology annotation, molecular function: RNA polymerase II cis-regulatory region sequence-specific DNA binding; DNA-binding transcription factor activity.
AUGGCGAUGGAAAACAAGCAGCCCCUUCUCUCACCGGGUAAGUGCGGUGACAUGACGCGUGGCGUGUCCUCUCCUAGUGAUGAAGAUCUCCCGGAUCCAUUUUCUACGCUGUUGGAGGAUGACGAGGGAGAAUAUAACGCAGAAUCCUUUCAGACUGACCUCGUGGCCAAUAAUAUUAAGGCCGAAAAAGACAGAGACAUUAAUACAACAGAAUGCGGAGCUAUUCGAAUCAAGUGUGAAUCCAGAGACUCCGGUGAGGAGGAAGAAGUCAAAGGUAAUUCUACACCUGAAGAAGACACGGAGAUAGAGUACAUAGCUGUUCAAAUUAAAGAGGAAUCUGAGGACUCGUGCGAUGGUGGAGAUGUUUCUACUCUGACCAGAUGCGAGCUACAUAAACGUGCUGGUCUUAGAGGAUGCAACAAAACCUGUAACGCCGAGUUCCAACCACCCGCCCAAUCGGAGAGCAGAUGCCCCUGCCCGCAGUGUCCCAAAAGCUUCACCAGUCAGUGGGACUUGGCAAAGCAUCAGACUGUUCACAAGCGGAAGCAGUUUAGCUGCUCCCGAUGUGGAAAGGAGUAUUCCUAUAAAGCGGGUCUGGUUAUACACGAAAGGGCCCACACAGGGGAGAAACCAUUUUCCUGCCCCCAGUGCGGGAAAUGCUUUGCUCGUAAAUCUGUUCUAGAUUCACAUCUUCGAGUUCACACGGGAGAGAAGCCGUACUCUUGUUACGAAUGCGGGAAAUGUUUUUCUAAAGAAACAAAUCUGAUCACCCACCUGAGAAUCCACACGGGGGAGAGACCGUUUGGGUGUCCCGAGUGCGGAAAGCGGUUUAUCCAAAAGUCCGAUCUCGUUAACCAUCAGCGGAUUCACACGGGGGAAAAGCCGUAUGCUUGUCCGGAGUGUACGAAACGUUUCACUAUUAAAUCUGAUCUUGCCACGCAUCGGCGCAUCCACACCGGGGAGAAACCCUAUGGCUGCUCCGACUGCGGGAAGCGCUUCGUCAAGAACUCUCUUCUGGUUGCCCAUCGGCGGAUUCACUCCGGGGAGAAGCCGUUCAUGUGCUCUGAGUGUGGAAAACGUUUCACAAAGAACUCCAUUCUGAUUGCGCAUCAGAAAACGCACACAGGGAAGAAAAGCCAUGAAUGCUCUGAAUGCACAGCUUGCUUUCCAAAGAAAUCAGACCUGCGCAGGAGGCAUCAGCGUAUUCACACAAGCGAGACGCCAUAUUCUUGUCCUGAGUGCGGGAAAGGUUUUAGAAAUAACCAGCACCUUGUUCAACAUCUCAGAAUUCACACCGGGGAGAAGCCUUAUUCCUGUACUGAGUGCAUGAAAUGUUUUAGCAGUGACCGGCACCUUGUUCAACAUCUCAGAAUACACACCGGGGAGAAGCCUUAUUCCUGCUCCGAGUGCGGGAAAUGUUUUAACAGGAACUCAAUCCUUGUUCAACAUCUCAGAAUACACACCGGGGAGAAGCCUUAUUCCUGCUCCGAGUGCGGGAAAUGUUUUAACAGUCAUUCAAACCUUGAUCAACAUUUCAGAACUCACACCGGGGAGAAACCUUAUUCCUGUCCCGAGUGCGGGAAAUGUUUUAAUAGAAACACAUGCCUUAUUCGACAUCUCACAAUUCACACCAGAGAACAACCGUAUUCCUGUCCAGAGUGUGGGAAAUGUUUUAGCGGUAACCGGCACCUUGUUCAUCAUCUCAGAAUUCACAGAGGUGAGGAGCCUUAUUCCUGUUCUGAGUGCAGAAAAUGUUUUACAAGGUCCUCAGAUUUUGUCUUCCAUCAGCGGACUCACACAGGAGAAAAAACAUUUCCUUGUUCUGAUUGCGGGAAACGUUUUACUAAUAACUCAAACCUCGUUCGACAUCUCCGAACUCACACCGGGGAAAAACCCUUUUCAUGUUCCGAGUGCGGGAAAUGUUUCAAACAGAAGACACAUUUUGCACGCCACCAGCGAAUUCACACUGGGGAGAAGCCUUACAAGUGUUUGGACUGUGACAAAUGUUUUAGAACUAAAGCAAAUCUCAGUAAGCACCAGAGCGCACACACGGGUUAUAAAUGUGAAAGAAUUGUGUGUAACGCGAUGGGGUCUUGUUAAUAUGGAGGCUUUGAUUAUUGUUAAAUAUUCCUUUACUAAUUCUUAGCAGCUGAAACCCAAAGGUUGUGGAGCAUAUAGAGUU